AAAACUGGGAGCAAAAGCAUCUCAGUCUCGUCCAGACUGAGCUCGAGGUGGUGCGCGACAUCCACUGAGAAAUGUCAGCCAGCCUUGCAGAGAUUGUUGCUGCCACCUGGGUUUCGGAUUGUCGAAAGGAGUUGGGUGUCAUCUGCGUAGCUAUGGUAUAAAGAGAAGAUGAUGGAGCGAUCUGAGGUGCAACAGAACGACACGCUGUGCAGCAGGAGAAGCCGCUACCUCAUCAUGGAGUUCACCGGAGAGGGGGGCUUUGGCAAAGUUGCCAGAGCUGUGGAUUUAAUCACAUCGCAGGACGUGGCCCUCAAGAUCUUAAAAAAAGAGACUCCUUCUGAAAGAGAGAUCAUGAUGCUUGAUGCGCUGCGCGCUCUUGACCCAGUCAAAAAGAAUGUGGUUCACUUCUUUGAGAAGUUCCAGGACCAAGGGCACACCUGUCUUGUGUUUGAAAAGCUGGACAUGAACCUUUUCACACUCCUCGAACAAAGACAAUGGGAGCAUUUGACCCUUAAUGAAAUCCGUCCCAUAGCUCACCAGUUGUUGACGGCUCUCGACGGCCUGAAGAGCCUCGGAAUGGUUCACGCAGACCUCAAGCUAGACAACAUAAUGCUGGUGAACCACCUGAGUGAGCCCUUCAGGGUCAAACUCAUUGAUUUCGGCCUUUCCUUCAUGAGCUCAGAAGACAAACUUGGGAAGAAAGUCCAGCCUGCGGGUUCCAGGGCACCUGAGGUCUCCCUGGGCCUCCCCCUCUCUGAGGCUAUAGACAUGUGGGGUCUUGGCUGCAUCCUUUUUUACUUGUACCUUGCCCGUCGCCCGUUUGCAAAACACUGCCAGUACCGGGCAAUGAAAGGCAUCGUGGAAAUGCUGGGCCAGCCAGCUGACCACCUCCUCCAUGCUGGUCGCUUCACUGAAGGUUUCUUCAAGAAGAACCACAAGGAGGACGGCCCAGUAUGGAGGAUGAAGGUGUUUUUACCCAUGACCCCAAGGGAAUACCAACGUGGUACCGGCGUUAAGCCCAAGAAAUGGAUGAGUCCUAUUAAACGCCUGAAUGAGCUGAUAACCCUCCACCCGUGGAUUUGGAGAUUCGCUGAGCUGGAGGACAGAACAGCGUUCGUCAGUCUCCUGAAAAGCCUUCUACACACAGACCCAGAGGAGAGGAUCACUCCGGCGAGGGCUCUCACGCACCCUUUUCUCACAAUGGUCCAUCUGUUGAACCAAACCGACAGCCUGCACGUUACGGAUGCCUUGGACAAAAUGCGCGUCGUGGGAUUUGACGACUCAGAUGGUGACCUAUGUACAGGUGGUGUGGCUGAGGAGGAGUCCAGCGAUGAAGAGGCCGCGGCCGCGCCGCGCCCCGUUGACACGGACUCGGCCGUUCAGGAUGGCGUGGGCAACGGGCGACAUCCAAUCUUUUAUUUUUUCAUUUUUUCCGUUCUUUAUAUCUUUUUAACACUUCAAAUAAAAACGGAGCUACGUGUCGACGGUGCGUCUGAGGAGGAGUCAGCCACGCCGAGUGCGAACACGACUGCAGCGGCCGGCGGCCUUUGCUCUGUCGCGGAGGACUCGGCUGUGGGCCAACACGGAGCCGAUCCAGCCGACCAGACUUUGACCAGCGACAGGAGUCCACCUGCCACAGUGAAGAAGGAGCGACUGAGGGAUGUGAAGAAGUUCCUUGACAGGGUCAGGAGUGCAAUGUUUAGAAGGAAGUACAGUAAACAUGAAUGAAAGAACGGGCCAAGCGUUAAAGUCUGACUCUUGAAUCAUUCUUGCGAGGGGUGAAGGGUCGGCAUGGUGGGUUGGGGAUAAAUGGUGCUGCAGAUCUUCUCUGUUGAAGGAUGAUUUCUCUGCUUGAGCGUUAAUCGCCGUCCUCACUCUUUCUAACCAGGACCAGACCGGUCCGCCUCUCCUCCCUAUCCAAAAUACUGUGAUUUAGAAAGGGAGGGAAGAUGGUUUGAUAGAGAAGUGAGGGACGUUAUACAUCAGCGAAACCAUCACUCAACAGAGAAGAUCUGUUCGCCAAGUGCUUCUCUCUCUCUCUCUCUCAUGCAUUCAUUAUUAUUAUUAUCAUCAUCGACAAAGUCAUUAAAUAUAUAAGUGUAUCAACAAACAAAGCGACGGACCCUGAGAGUCUCGACCAGACAGUCUGACAUGAAGAAGAUAACCAGGACAACCUUCACAGGCGUCAUAUGAUUUGUUUAUCCUUGUAAAUUCCUUUUUUUUUUUUUAAUUCAAAUUCAUGAACAAAUGUCAAUACAUUGUGUAACAAAUGUUCAUUUCCUCUCUGCUUUGGAGAUGACACCAUGACGGUUUGUUCGAGUCAAUUAUAACACAGAUGCUGAUCAUCCAGACUUAUCAAUAAAUCAUUUGGUCAAUAACAUGUUA
Molecule: messenger RNA, 2385 nt
Organism: Scophthalmus maximus (turbot)
Lineage: Eukaryota; Metazoa; Chordata; Actinopteri; Pleuronectiformes; Scophthalmidae
Product: homeodomain-interacting protein kinase 1-like
Exons: 9
Coding region: 169-1728 (519 amino acids)
Biological process (GO): intrinsic apoptotic signaling pathway in response to DNA damage by p53 class mediator; positive regulation of transcription by RNA polymerase II; peptidyl-serine phosphorylation
Cellular component (GO): cytoplasm; PML body; nucleus
Molecular function (GO): SMAD binding; transcription coactivator activity; protein tyrosine kinase activity
Source: RefSeq, a predicted model, not a curated record